Clupea harengus (Atlantic herring) is the source of this 2103-nucleotide messenger RNA. RefSeq names its product keratinocyte differentiation factor 1a (gene kdf1a). Lineage: Eukaryota; Metazoa; Chordata; Actinopteri; Clupeiformes; Clupeidae. The record is from RefSeq and is a predicted model, not a curated record. Gene Ontology annotation, cellular component: cell junction. Gene Ontology annotation, biological process: regulation of epidermal cell division; keratinocyte development.
UACCUGUUUGAGUGGGUGUGCGAUUUACCUGUAGCCGCAGGUAAAAUAGGCUUCGGGAGAGGGAGCAGGAGCGUAACAUUGUUGAAUUUACCGAGAGAGAUCUAGCCUAUACUGGGCGGUGGAUGAUGUUUUGUCUGUAUAUUUACGGUCAGUGUCUGGGCAAAAGUACCUCUGUUAAGACACACUGAAUGUAUGCUGUUUAAGUUGUUUGGAGCAAGUAGACUACUAAUUGCCUCACUUCCGUGAUAGAAGACGUGAAGAGAAACAACAACACAAGACAAGAGAAUUUGCUCUUAUGUGGCCCUGGAUGUGGUGAGGCAUGCCUGGCCAGAGCAUGGGGGCGAAUCACAAGCCCCACUCCCACCACACAUCGCGCCCCAGGGCCGACGACUACCGGCACGGUCGCAGCCAGGACUCUGCCCGUGAACACCACAGCAACAACAACCACAACAGUAGUGGCGGCAACAGCCACCACAAACACGGUCACCACCAUCGCAGCCACAGUGAAUCCCGCAAAACCCAAUCGCGCCACACCAAUGGCCGAGGCUCGGAGACCAUUGGCUUCAUUCCGGGCUCCGCGGACGCGGCCCAGGGUGUCACGCCAGCCUGCGGCUCCUGCGCCUCUAUGGGAUGGAGUGGCUGCAAGACCCUCAUCUGCUGCAUCCUCACCUGCGGGUUCUACGGCUCACGUGAGCCCUGCCUGCCAGUGCACAACGAGAGCUCCACGGACAACAACCCCGCCGUGACUGACAAAGCAACAGAGAAACAUCCCCCGAGCAACGGCAUGGCCUUGAUCAACCCCACUUGCGGCCUCCCUCUGGAGACCCGCAAACCCAGCCAGCUGGCCAACGUAGACAGCUUUCGCUACAAGGACGUGUGCAUUGCCGGCAAGAAAGUGGUCUACCACCCGGGGCCCCCCAAACGUAAUAUGUCAGCGGCAAAGAGUGGCGGCCAGAAGGAGCGCUCCCCCAGCAUCUACUCCAGGGAGGACCUAGACCUGGAUGACAUCGAUGACAGCGGGACGGACAUUGACUCCCUCAUCACUAAGAAGCUGCUGGAGCUGUACAAGCUUCACCAGAUUGAGCAGCUGGCCAUGUGCACGUCCGACUCGUCCUUCUCGCGCAAGACCAACGAGAUCAGCGACCUCAUCUACAGCAUCGCGCAGGACUACAAUCUGGAGGAGCAGGAGGCCGAGUGUCGGCUGGUGCACGGCGUCAUUCGCAUCAGCACCCGCAAGGCCAAGAACAAGAACACUUAUGGCAGACACAAGGACCCCAGUUCCCAGGAUGCACCGCUGCAUCCAAAUGGACGAAGGGAUGGAACCCUGCCCGACAGUGGUAAUGCAACGAUGACCUUCAGCAUCAGCAGUUCAUUUGAACCUGAAGUGAAAGUGUCCGACCUGACGGAGUCAGACGAAAUUGCACGAAAAAUGAGAGUCCAUAGUGGGCGAACCUACUCAUCCAGUUCGGCCACUGUCUACUCCCCCACCUCCAACGACACAGACUUCUCAGGGGCUCCCUUGCUGCACGCGUCCUGAGUGGGGACACUGCGCCUGAUGAGGCGGGAGAUGAAAGCGCCUCACCACAUCCCCCGCUUCCCUCUCCUUUUGUCUUGUUUUUGUUUGUUGAUGUACUUGCUCACCGCUGCUAGAGAUGUAAAAUGUCAGUGAUAUCCGUAGUUGUCUGACUGCUGGAACUGAGGAGACUUGUCCUGAAGCAAUGGACUUAGGAGAGUUGGCCCCCACCUGCAAUACAUGGUGGCAAUAUACAGCCAGUCAUGAGUGCCAUGGCCAUUUCUGAACUUCAGUGAUAGACAUUCCAAGAACUGGAAGAACUUUGUUUUAUUGUUUUGUGUUGUUGCUUUCUUGACACAUAAGUUCUUUAAACUUUUGGUAUUGUAGAAAAUAUCAUGACCGAGUUUGUGCCAUAAUAGUUAAGAGCUUUUUUUUUUUUUUUUUUUACUUCAUGCCAUACCAUACCACUGAUUAUAGUACAGGAAGGUGCUGCAUUUUUGGCCUGUUUAGACCCAGCCUGUGUGUGUGUGUGUGUGUGUGUGUGUGUGUGUGUGUGUGUGUGUGUGUGUGUGUGUGUGUGUGUGUGUGUG